AUGUAAUAAUUAUAAGAAGAUUUCUAAUAAAAUUUAAAUAGACCACAAACUAAAUACUCUUUGAAUAAAAUACUUUCAUGCUUUAGUAAGUUAUUGAUAUUUUUUUGCUACUUAUUAAUUUCCCUUUUACUUUAUUCUUUCAUAUUUGACACAACUAUGCAAUACCAUUUAGUUUAUUCUAAUUAUUGUCUAACAAUUAUAAUCCUUCUUAUAGAGUUAAUAUUAAGUAAAUAUAUUUUCAUUUUAGGUUUUAAUGUCAUCAUAAAUUACACCUUUGUAAUUUUUUUUUCUCCAGGUACUACUUAAGAAUACUUUAAACCUAUCUAAAAUGACACAGAAAAUAAUGAAAAUUAAGGGGAAAUUGAUGGAAAUCCAAGCCAAAGAUAUUUAAAAUUUAAUUACACUCCAAAAUUAGAGGCGAACACUACAAACCAAUCUUAAAUUUUAGAUUAAUCAACUUUAGGAUUUUGUCAUUUUUGUUAGUUACCAAAACCAAAAAGAGCUCAUCAUUGUAGUAUUUGUAAAAAAUGCAUAUUAAAAAUGGAUCACCAUUGCCCAUGGGUUAAUAAUUGUGUUGGUCACUAAAAUCAUAGAUAUUUUAUCCUGUUUCUCACAUAUAUAUUUUUAGGUACUUCAUUUGCUACUUUAUUAAAUUUAAAUAUUAUUUAUUCCUCUGAUUUUUAUGUUUAUAAAAAUUAGAGAAGUUUUUUAUUUUCCACAUUAUGGAUUGUUCAACUUGCAUUAUGUUUGACAAUGGCAAGUUUUGGAGGGUGGAAUUGGUUUUUAAUUUUAAAAGGCUACACAGCAAUUGAAUUUAUGAAUAGAAAUACAAAAACUACUUAUGAGAAAGCAGAAAUAAUAGAAAAUUUAAAAUAAGUAUUUGGCAAUUUCAAAUAUUUUUAUUAAAUUUUCCUGCCAAGUUUUAGACAAUUACCUUCUAAUGGAGUGAUUUGGAAUUAGGUGGAUAAAGAUUUAUAGAAAAUAAAUAUUGGAGUUGAUUGA
This is a messenger RNA of Paramecium sonneborni, 1002 nucleotides long. The record is from the annotation of a GenBank genome assembly. Lineage: Eukaryota; Ciliophora; Oligohymenophorea; Peniculida; Parameciidae.